AUGGAUGUUGCACAAGCAGUGGCCGGCUAUGUCUCGCGCAUGAUAUCUUUGUCUGAUCCUCUAUCGGCAGCACAGUCGGCGAAGAUGAAAGUUCUGUUGCUUGAUCGUGAGACGGUGUCCAUUGUGUCUACAGCCAUUACACAAUCCGCCUUGCUCAACCAUGAAGUCUACCUCAUUGAUCGAAUCGACAACCCAAACAGGGAGAAGAUGCGUCAUCUGCGAUGUUUGUGUCUCGUGCGACCGUCGCCGGAGUCGAUCCAACUUCUUAUCGAUGAACUACGAGAGCCCAAGUACGGCGAAUACAACUUGUACUUCACCAAUGUGGUCAAAAAGUCAUCACUCGAGAGACUUGCCGAAGCAGAUGACCAUGAGGUAGUCAAACUUGUACAGGAGCACUUUGCGGAUUUCAUAGUCAUAAAUCCUGACUUGUUUUCACUGGGCCUCAGCCCGCCUCACCAGCGCAUCUGGGGCAGCGGCCCGGACAUUUGGAACACUGAUGCCCUCCAGAGAAGUGCUGACGGACUCAUUGCCGUUCUGCUGGCACUUAAGAAGAAGCCUCUUAUCAGAUACGCCAAAAAUAGCCCGCUCACGAAGAAGUUGGCGACGGAAGUUCGAUACCGCAUCACCCAGGAAGAGCAGUUGUUUGACUUCAGAAAAGUAGACACACCACCUAUUCUUCUGAUCCUCGAUCGACGUGAGGAUCCGGUGACGCCUCUCCUCACGCAAUGGACCUAUCAGGCUAUGGUGCAUCAUCUUCUUGGCAUCAACAAUGGCAGGGUAGAUUUGAGCGAUGUUCCUGAUAUCCGCCCGGAGCUCAAGGAGAUCGUUUUAUCCCAGGAUCAAGACCCUUUUUUCAAGAAGAACAUGUAUCUCAAUUUCGGUGACCUAGGCGGGAAUAUCAAGGACUAUGUAGAGCAGUACCAGUCCAAAACUCAGAACAACGCCAACAUUGAGUCGAUAUCGGAUAUGAAGCGGUUCAUUGAAGAGUAUCCAGAAUUCCGCAAGCUCUCUGGAAACGUGAGCAAGCAUGUCACACUAGUCUCGGAAUUGAGCAGGCGGGUCGGGGCAGAAAACCUUCUCGAAGUCAGCGAACUUGAACAGAGCUUGGCAUGUAACGACAAUCAUGCAGCGGACGUCAAGAACAUCCAAAAACUCAUUCAGUCCCCAAAAGUGACAAGCGACAGCAAGGUGGCCCUGGUUGCUCUGUAUGCACUGCGAUAUGAGCGAAACCCUUCCAACUCUCUCCCAAUGCUUAUAGACCUUCUGGUGGCUGCUGGCGGAGUCUCCGUGCGUCGAGCAGACCUCGUUACCAAACUGGUGGCGUAUCAGUCAUCUCUUCAACAAUCCCAAGCUCAAACAGGGAUCACAGACAUUUUCGACUCUGCCGGUAUCUUCGGAGGGGCUGGAAACCGCUUCAAGGGGCUUAAGGGUGUUGAGAACGUUUACACGCAACAUAGUCCCCUCCUAGAGAGCACCCUGCAAAACUUAAUUCGGGGUAGAUUGAAAGAACAGCAGUAUCCCUUUGUCGAAGGGGGCGGAACCACUCGGGAUAAACCACAGGACAUAAUUGUAUUUAUGGUAGGCGGUGCUACAUAUGAGGAGGCCAAGAUGGUUGCCACAAUCAAUGCCAGCUCACCUGGCGUUCGUUUGGUCCUCGGCGGCACAACCAUUCACAAUGCGGCAACAUAUCUCGAGGAGGUAGAAGACGCGGUAUCAUCAUGGCCCGACUCACAGAAAUCAGGCACACGGAGGCCGUUCGAUGUCGUCGUUGUAGGUGGUGGCCAUGCGGGCGCUGAAGCGUGCGCGGCCGCAGCCAGAGCCGGAGCGCGAACUGCUCUCGUUACUCCCAAAAUCGAAAAUCUCGGCACUUGUUCUUGCAAUCCUUCUUUCGGUGGCAUUGGGAAAGGCAUCAUACUUCGUGAGAUCGACGCUCUCGAUGGUUUGGCCGGCAGAAUCAUCGACAAGGCCGGAAUCCAGUUCAAGGUUUUGAACCGGACCAAGGGACCAGCAGGUCCUCGGGCGCAAAUCGAUCGAAAACUUUAUCAGAAGCACAUGAGGGAGGAGCUGGGAGCAUAUCCAAACCUCUCAAUUGUGCUUGGUAGUGUCUCUGACAUUGUCACAACGGCCAGCGACGGCACCACAAAUCCUACCCAAAGCAAAAUCACCGGGGUUCGUCUUGAGUCUGGCGAAGUCCUUCCAACUACCCAAGUAAUCAUAACCACCGGCACAUUUUUGAGUGGCGAAAUACAUAUCGGCAUGGAGAGUUACCCGGCAGGACGCAUAGGCGAGGACGCCUCGUACGGCUUGAGCAAGUCACUUAAGGAUGCUGGUUUCAGUUUGGGGAGGCUCAAGACAGGCACCCCGCCGAGAAUCGCGAAGAACAGCAUCGACUAUGGCAUUCUACAAGAGGAGCCUGGUGAUGAACCGCCGAUGCCAUUCAGCUUCCUGAACCACCGAGUUGCCGUACAAGAUCAGAUGCUCUGUUAUGUCACACACACGAACGAGGGGACACAUGCGAUUGUUCGAGACAACCUAGACAAAACCAUCCACAUUCGGGAAACGAUUAGGGGACCUAGGUAUUGCCCGUCAUUGGAGGCCAAAAUCACGCGGUUUGCCGACAAGGAGAGACAUAUUGUAUGGCUCGAACCCGAAGGUUUCGACAGUGAUGUUAUCUAUCCCAACGGCUUGUCCAUGACUGUUCCUCCCUCAGCGCAAGAACAAAUCCUCCGUUCAAUACGAGGCCUAGAGCGUUCGGUCAUGACGCAGCCAGGUUACGGCGUUGAGUACGACUAUAUCGAUCCCCGGAGCUUGAAGGCUACCCUAGAAACAAAAAACAUCAGCGGCUUGUACCUGGCAGGUCAGAUAAACGGCACUACCGGUUAUGAAGAAGCAGCAGGCCAGGGAGUGGUUGCAGGCAUCAACGCCGGUCGAGCCGCCCUUGGUCUCGCACCAGCGCCCAUCUCCAGAGCGGACGGCUACAUUGGUGUCAUGAUUGACGAUCUCAUCACCAAAGGCGUCACAGAGCCGUACAGAAUGUUCACGACGAGAAGCGAGUACAGGUUGACGUCAAGAGCUGACAACGCAGAUUUAAGAAUGACGAAACAUGGGCGAGACUGGGGAGUUGUAUCAGACAAACGAUGGAGUUCUUUUUCUGAUGAGAAACAACAGAUGGAUGAGUUGAUGGCGUUGCUCACUUCUACGACCAAGGCCUCCCAUGAGUGGAUCAACCUUGGCUUCCCGUUCCGGAAACUGUCAGAGCGCCGCGACGCGACUGACAUGCUCCGCCUGCGUAACGUGACCAUGGAACAGGUCGCCUCCGCGAUACCUGGAAUCAGUGGCUUCCCGGAACACAUCAAGUCUCGAGUACAUAUUGAAGCCAUGUAUACUCCUUUCAUCCAGAGACAACUUGCCGAGCGCCAGGUUUUCGCCCGAGACGAUAAGGUUCUUCUGCCGCUCUCCAUUGAUUAUGACGACGUCCCAGGAUUGGCCAUGGCCGAGAAGAAUGUACUCAAAACGACCAGGCCAGAGACAUUGGCCCAGGCGAGGAGGCUUGAAGGCAUCACCCCCUCGGGUUGUCUCCGACUACUCAGCUACGUCAAGCAACAGAAACGCAACAAACGUGUGGCAAGCCUGGCGGAGAAAACGGAAUAUUGGCGACUGAAGAAUCAGACAGAGGAUGAUAAAAGGGCAUGA
Colletotrichum truncatum is the source of this 3693-nucleotide messenger RNA. Its product is annotated as Vacuolar protein sorting-associated protein 45. NCBI's taxonomy places the organism in Eukaryota, Fungi, Ascomycota, Sordariomycetes, Glomerellales, Glomerellaceae. Gene Ontology annotation, biological process: intracellular protein transport; vesicle-mediated transport. The record is from RefSeq and is a predicted model, not a curated record. Gene Ontology annotation, cellular component: Golgi membrane.